Messenger RNA from Wallemia mellicola CBS 633.66, 1713 nucleotides. RefSeq names its product Pkinase-domain-containing protein (gene Cla4p). The transcript is spliced from 2 exons. The record is from RefSeq and is a predicted model, not a curated record. The coding region runs from base 1 to 1713 and encodes 570 amino acids. Gene Ontology annotation, cellular component: cytoplasm. Gene Ontology annotation, molecular function: protein serine/threonine kinase activity; ATP binding. NCBI's taxonomy places the organism in Eukaryota, Fungi, Basidiomycota, Wallemiomycetes, Wallemiales, Wallemiaceae. Gene Ontology annotation, biological process: protein phosphorylation; regulation of MAPK cascade; intracellular signal transduction.
AUGAGCUGGUUAUGGACGAAGAAGUGGAUAGUUCUCAAUCCACGUACUAUUGAUAUAUACAAGAAUGAUUCUGCACCUGCACCACAAAUGGCUAUACAAUUGAACAAGAUUAUAGCAGUAGAACGUACAGAUCAGAAGCCAUUUUGCGUAGAGAUUACCACAAACAAAGUUUACAGCCUGGCAUUCAAAUCAGACGAUGAGUUAUACGCUUGGUUGGACGAUAUCUACAAUGCCAGUCCAUUAGGCGUGACUACCCCCACCGAUUUUGUACACCAAGUGCACGUCGGUUUUGACCCAGUUUCUGGUGCUUUCACUGGUUUACCUGAACAAUGGAACAAAUUGCUACAAACAUCAGCUAUCACAAAAGAAGACUAUGCUAAAAAUCCGCAAGCCGUUUUGGAUGUCUUAGAAUUCUACACUGAUCAGCAGAGAAGAGAAGAAGUUGGUUACAGUCAGGGCCAGAAAGCUGGUCAAACGAAUAGAUUCCCACCUUCAGGUGGUACUACAUACACACCGCCUGCAGCUAAUGCUAGAUUUGGUAAUGGUACUGGUUUGGCUGGUCAAAAUGCUGCCGCACCUAGGGCAGCUCCACCUCCACCAGCACAACCGGUCAAGAAAGAGAAAGCCCCAGCUACUACCACCCAACCUGCCCCUCAAGCAACCCAAAAAGCUCCACCACCUGUAAAACCAUUGCUUACAAAUAAGAAAGCAAACACUCCAAAUCUCACUCCUGCUCAACAACAAGCUCAAGCUAAGCAACCACAACCACCGUCACCAUCAAAUGAAGAACCUCCAACUCCGAAAGUCGCAGAGAGACGUAUAUCCGCUAUGAAUGAUACACAAAUUAUGGAAAAGUUGAGACAAGUAGUUAGCCAAGGUGAUCCUAAUAAUAUAUAUUCAAAGAUCAAGAAAGUUGGUCAAGGUGCAUCAGGCAGUGUUUAUGUUGCAAAAAUACUUGAAAAUGGUCAAAAAGUUGCAGUUAAACAAAUGGAUUUGAGCGCACAACCGAGAAAGGAAUUAAUUGUCAAUGAAAUUUUAGUUAUGCAAGAAAGUCAUCAUGCUAAUAUCGUUAACUUUUUGAACGCGUUCUUAAUUAAGAAUGGUGAAUUAUGGGUCGUUAUGGAAUAUAUGGAAGGUGGUGCAUUGACAGAUAUUAUUGAUAAUAAUGAGAUUGAGGAGGAUCAAAUUGCAUGUAUAUGUAGAGAAACUUGCAAAGGUCUUAAUCAUCUUCAUCAACAAUCAAUCAUCCAUAGAGAUAUUAAAUCUGAUAAUGUUUUGUUAGAUUCACAAGGUCACGUUAAGAUAACAGACUUUGGAUUCUGCGCUAAAUUAUCUGAUCAGAAGAGUAAAAGAGCGACAAUGGUUGGUACACCAUAUUGGAUGGCACCUGAAGUCGUUAAACAAAAAGAGUAUGGUGCUAAGGUUGAUAUUUGGAGUCUUGGUAUUAUGGCAAUAGAAAUGAUAGAACAAGAGCCACCAUAUUUAGAUGAAGAACCACUUAAAGCUCUAUACUUGAUUGCAACUAAUGGUACACCAACAUUAAAGAAACCAGAAAGUUUAUCACGUGAAUUAAAGUCAUUCUUGGCUGUUUGUUUAUGCGUCGAUGUUAAAUCACGCGCUGCAGCUGAUGAACUUAUAAAUCAUGAGUUUAUGCAAAAGUCUUGCGCAUUAUCUGGACUUGCACCCUUGUUGAGAUUUAGAAGCAGACAAUAA